CCUCCUGGGAAACGCUGUUUAUCAGGAAGACCUUGCAGAGCUGGUCCCGCCCUGCUUUCUUGUUUUCCGGGCCUGAGGCCCCUCGAACCACCCUCUUUGGGAUUCUGUUUGCCUGAGAGGAACUAGCAGCUGCUCCCACCUGCCACGCAAUGGAGCAGGCCCGACGUGGAGGCUCUGAGACCGAGGCCGGCCUGGGGACAGGACCAAGGACCAGCAGGAGCCUGUGUCAGGAGGAUGCUGCGGAGCAGGGCUGCUCCCCGGGGCCACUGAGGCUUCUUCUCGUGGGGAAGCAUGGGGCAGGAAAAAGUGCCACAGGAAACACUAUUCUGGGCAAAAAGGUGUUCCUGUCCAGAUUCAGUGGGAAGAUGGUGACUGAAACAUGCCAGAGAGAGAGUGGGACCGUGAGAGGGGAGGAGGUUGUGGUCAUCGACACCCCCAACCUUUUCUCCUCAACGGCUUGUGCCAAAGACAAGCAACGAAACAUUGAACACUGCUUGAAGCUUUCUGCCCCCAGCCUGCAUGUCCUGCUUCUGGUGAUCCCCAUCGGCCACUGUAACGUGGAGGACAAAGAGACAAUCGAGGGCAUCCUGAAGGUGUUUGGAGCGGAAGCCAGGAGGUACAUCAUUAUCAUCUUCACUCGGAAGGACGAUUUGGGUGAUGACUCCAUGAAAGAUUACCUUCUACACGACAGAUUGCUUGGAGGGUUGGUUGAAAACUGUGGACGCCGCUACUGCGCGUUCAACAACAAGGCAGGUGAGGCUGAGCGGGACAGCCAGGUGGCAGAGCUCCUCCGCAUGGUCAAGCUUUUGGUGGAUGAGAAUGGAGAACCCUACCCCGUGAAUUUCAACAAUGAAAGCAAUGGAUUCCAGGACUGUGUGAAAGAAGCUACCUCUCAGAAGGGGGACAAUCUACAUGAUUUGUCAUGCAGACAUGGAGUGACAGUCCACCUGGAUGGCGCCCUGGUUAACAGAGACCCAGUGAAUGUCCCUGGAGUUGCUGACUCUGCCAUUUGCUCAGCACGGGAGCAGCUGCAGGCCACAGGAUCUGAGCCGAACCCUGGGAUGUCAGAACUAAAGGUCCUGCUCCUGGGGAAGCGUGGCGUUGGAAAAAGCACAGCCGGAAACAGCCUUCUGGGGAAGCGAGUCUUUGAGACCAAAUUCAGUGACCACUCAGUAACCAAGAAGUUUAAGUCUGAGAGCAGAAUCUGGAGAGGGAGGAAAAUUUUGAUCAUUGAUGGCCCAGACUUACUAUCUGAUUUAAAGGACUUUAAAUCAGACCUUCGGAAACAUGCCUCUCGGGGGCCCCAUGCCUUCCUGCUGGUGACCCCACUGGGCUCCUUCACUGAAUAUGCAGAGAUGCUGAGCACCAUCCAAGAAAGUUUUGAAGACGAAUUAACUAAGUAUAUGAUUGUACUCCUCACAAGGAAAGAAGAUCUAGAGGAUCAGAACGUAGACACGUUUUUAACCAGCAAUGGAGCCCUCUGUGAGCUUGUCAAGAAAUGUGAAAACCGAUACAGCAUCUCCAACUACAGAGCGACAGAAAGAGAGGAACAAUGCCAGGCGGAUGAGCUCCUGCAAAAAAUUGUGAAAAUGGUGCAGCAGAAUGGAGACAAGUCUUGCAACUUCAAAAAGGAAGAGGCCCUGCACAUUGUCCUCGUGGGGCGGAGCGGGACUGGGAAGAGUGCCACCGGGAACUCCAUCCUCGGGAGGUCCAUCUUCUUAUCUCAGCUCCGGGCCCAGCCGGUCACCAGGGAGUGCCAGAUGGGCAAGAGGAUGGGGUUGGAGCAGGAUGUCGUGGUGGUGGAUACUCCUGACCUCUGCCUGCUGUCCAGCCAGCCAGCCCACCGAGAGGAGCUCCGACGCAAUGUAUUUAGCUGUAAAAUGAACACGGUUCUGGUCCUGGUACUCAAGGUGGGACGGUUCACGGCCCAGGACAAAGAGGUGGUGGAGACACUGAGGACCAUCUUCGGAAAGGAUGUUAUGGAAUGCAUGAUUGUGCUUUUCACCUGGAAGGAAGACCUGGGGGCCGAGGACAUUAGAGAUUACUGCAAAAACACAGAUAACACAUUUCUUAAGGAAACCAUUAAAAAGUGUGGGGAGCGAGUUUGUGCUUUUAAUAACAAAGAAACCGGCCAAGCUAUGGAAGACCAGGUAACAGAUCUUUUGAAAAUGGCCAAUGAGCUGAUACGUAAACGUAAGCACAGAUCUUCCUGUGAUGAGAAUGUCAGCAAAAUAACGAAAGAUGCCCAGGAAAGGCAAUAUCCCGGAAAAGAAUUCCUAAAGCAAGUAAAAAGUUUCUUUUAAUAGGUGGCUGAAGUGCCUGGGGUCUCUUUAAGUUAGAGACGCACUCAGGUUGGGGGUAUAGGAAGACUGGUGGAUGGGAAGUGGGUUCCUGACUUUUAAGGGCUUGAGAAAUCAAGGCCUCUCACCUUGUGAUGCUUCGGCUCUUUGAGGUCAAUAAAUUUUCAGGUUGGGGCAGGUAGUAGAUUACAAAGGAGCAAGAAAAAAUAAGGUAGGGAAAACGGGUCAGAAUCAAGUCACAAGAAUUACCUUACCUUUGCGGGUAGAUCGGAGUCAGGACCAAGGCGAAGGCCAGCCUGUGGCCAGAAUACAUAUUGUUACAAAGAAUCAGGGUGUCCGGAUACAUGAGAGCGAGGCGAUGUCCAGCAAGUCCUGGGCGUGGCAGGGAGGUGCAGCUGGACUCCUGUGGGCCACCCCGUGCCUGCCAGGCCCGCUGGCCGCUGAGCUGUCCUUUCCUAGUGUGGUGGCUAUUCCUUUGUGUCCUCUCCAUUUCUAGUCUGAAUGCAAAGGGACCCAGUCACCCCUUCUUUGUUGUCCCUGAGGAAAUGAACAAGACCGUGAGGUUUCAAGUGACUAUUGUUAAAUCAUCGCAGUGAAGUAGACUAGAACAAAAAUCAGUAAAAUUGCCAAGAUUAGACAACUUUGCAAAAUUUUUAAAUUUUAAGUGUAAUUCUAGACUUCCUCUAGAAAAGGUUAUUGAAAACUCUUUUGCACUUUUCUCCCUUCUUUAUCUUGAGGGUUAGGAAUUAGGUUAUAACCAGACAACUCACAUAAUUAUGGUGUAAACACAUUAGGGGCUUAUGGUGUCUCAUGUCCGGGGGCAGGCCGUCUGAGGCAGGUGCCGUGGCCACGGUCCAGCUUCAUUCUCACGCAGUCUCCGCACUUCAGGUUGCCACUGGGUUCCAAGCUGGUGAUGUUCUACUCACAGGUGAGCAGUUAAAAUUGAGAGCUGCAUGAUGGAGGCGCUGUAUGAAGCAAGAACUAUAGAAUCUUCUUUCAGUAGAUGUAGGGCCAGAUGUUUUCAAUAUUAACCACUUUAGAGAUACUUUGGGGACAGGAUCUAUAUCACCAGCCUUUGUUUUUGUUUUUGAAAAUAUCAGCUUACCUUCAAGACUGACCCAUUUAUAAGAGCAUGGACUAUCACCAUUAAUAAUUUUGUAUCCUGCAUAACUCUUAUUACGACAAAUUCUGGAAUACGUGUAUGCAAAUAUACUCUGCUGAGUGAAAUAAUAAAGAUGAAUGAUAUUAUGAA
Messenger RNA from Myotis brandtii (Brandt's bat), 3552 nucleotides. It is a transcript of the gene GIMAP8, whose product is annotated as GTPase, IMAP family member 8. Gene Ontology annotation, molecular function: GTP binding. The transcript has 6 exons. Gene Ontology annotation, cellular component: endoplasmic reticulum. The record is from RefSeq and is a predicted model, not a curated record. Lineage: Eukaryota; Metazoa; Chordata; Mammalia; Chiroptera; Vespertilionidae. The coding region runs from base 150 to 2303 and encodes 717 amino acids.